Molecule: messenger RNA, 2445 nt
Organism: Nerophis lumbriciformis (worm pipefish)
Lineage: Eukaryota; Metazoa; Chordata; Actinopteri; Syngnathiformes; Syngnathidae
Product: extracellular calcium-sensing receptor-like
Biological process (GO): G protein-coupled receptor signaling pathway
Cellular component (GO): plasma membrane
Molecular function (GO): G protein-coupled receptor activity
Source: RefSeq, a predicted model, not a curated record
GUGCAUUAUACUUCUGUGUACCCUGAGCAGACCUUUACAUCACAACCACGCCAGCCGAGGUGCCACGGCUUUGACAUUCUAGGUUUCAGGUAUGUGAUGACCAUGGCCUUCGCCAUCGAGGAAAUCAACAGAAACACAGAGCUGCUGCCCAACGUCACUUUGGGAUAUAGACUUUACGACAAUUGCGGUUCGCUGAUGGUCGGGUUUAGUGGAGCGCUGUCACUGGCCAGCGGUCGAGAAGAGCAGUUUUUGUUCCAGGAAGAAUGUGUGGGAAGCCCUCCAGUGCUUGGCAUUGUUGGGGAUUCCUAUUCGACUUUCUCCAUUGCCACAUCAAUGGUGCUGGGUCUAUACAAGAUGCCCAUUGUGAGUUAUUUUUCCACAUGCUCCUGUCUGAGCAAUCGGAAAUUAUUUCCAUCCUUCUUCAGAACAAUCCCCAACGAUGAUUUUCAGGUUCGAGCAUUGAUCCAGAUCCUGAAACAUUUCAACUGGACUUGGGCCGGCCUGCUUGUCACUGAUGAUGACUAUGGACUCGGUGUUGCCCGCUCGUUCCAGUACGAGCUGGCCCGGUCUGGCAGCGGCUGUCUGGCCUACCUGGAGGUUCUACCUUGGGACAAAGACCUACAUGAAAUCCAGCGGAUUGUGACUUUAAUGAAGAGGUCAACCGCCCGAAUAGUCAUGGCGUUUGCACACGAGAGCCACAUGCUUCACCUGCUGGAUGAGAUCGUAAAGCAGAAUGUGACAGGCCUGCAGUGGGUUGCCAGUGAAUCCUGGACGGCAGCCACGGUGCUCCAGACUCCACGUUUCAUGUACUACCUGGGGGGCACGCUGGGUAUCGCCAUCCGUCGAGGGGAAAUACCAGGACUCCUUGACUUCCUCUUACAAAUACGUCCUGACAAGCACGACGAACACGGCUACAGCUUGGUGAACCAAUUCUGGGAGAACACAUUUUAUUGUCGAUUUGUGCCGCAAGCCGGCUGGCUCGGUGCAACCUGCACAGGGCUUGAAGAUUUAACGAGUGUGGAGACAGAUUUUUUUAAUCUUUCUAACCUCAGACCUGAGUAUAAUAUUUACAAGGCGGUCUACGCUCUGGCGUAUGCCCUUCAUGACCUGCUGAAGUGUGUGACUGGCAAAGGGCCUUUCAGCGGGGACAGUUGUGCUACUUUGCAGAGUCUGGAGCCAUGGCAGCUUUUGCACUAUCUGCAAAAGGUCAACUUCACCACAUCGUUUGGUGACCAAGUGUCUUUUGAUGUGAAGGGUGACGCCUUACCAAUAUAUGAUGUCAUUAACUGGCAUUGGCUCCCUGAUGGACAAACCAAAGUGCAGCAUGUGGGUGAGGUUAAGAAGUCGGCAUUAAAAGGCGAAGAACUCACACUUGAUGAAAACAAAAUCAUCUGGAGUGUUGGCUACACCAAGCCUCCUAGGUCUGUGUGCAGUGAGAACUGUCCUCCAGGUACUCGCAUGGCCAGAAAGAAGGGACAACCUGAGUGUUGUUUUGACUGCAUCCCUUGCUCUGAAGGAAAGAUCAGCAAUAUUACUGACUCCACAAAGUGCACCAGCUGUCCAGAGGACUUCUGGUCCAACCCUGAGCAUGACCGCUGUGUUCCUAAGAAAACAGAGUUCCUUUCCUACCACGAGCCCCUUGGCAUCUGCUUGACAAGUGUUGCUUUGCUGGGCACAUUUAUCUGCGCUGUUGUUCUGGGGAUAUUCAUCUAUCAUCGCAGCACACCCAUUGUGCGGGCCAACAAUUCAGAACUCAGCUUCCUGCUCUUGAUGUCACUUAAACUGUGUUUCCUCUGUUCGCUCUUGUUCAUCGGCCAUCCCAGGCUGUGGACUUGUCAGCUGAGACAUGCAGCCUUUGGAAUCAGCUUUGUGCUCUGUGUAUCGUGCAUCCUGGUUAAAACAAUGGUGGUUCUGGCUGUGUUCAGGUCCUCCAAACCAGGAGGUGGAGCCGGUCUGAAGUGGUUUAGUGCCAUGAAGCAGAGAGGAACAAUUAUGGCUCUUUCUUGCAUUCAGGCAGUUAUCUGCACUGCUUGGAUUGUUUCUGCAUCACCGACUCCUCAUAAAAACGUGCAAUACCACAAUGACAAAAUUGUUUAUGAGUGUGUAGUUGGCUCUAGUGUAGGCUUUGCAGUGUUGCUGGGCUAUAUUGCUUUACUAGCUAUCCUCAGCUUCCUGUUAGCAUUUAUGGUAAGACAUCUCCCAGACAACUUCAACGAGGCUAAACUUAUUACCUUCAGUAUGUUGAUCUUCUGUGCCGUGUGGGUUGCCUUCGUCCCUGCUUACAUCAACUCUCCCGGAAAAUACGCAGACGCGGUGGAGGUCUUUGCCAUCCUGGCGUCCAGUUUUGGCCUCUUAGUGGCACUGUUUGGACCUAAAUGCUACAUCAUCCUGCUGAGACCAGAGAGAAACACAAAGAAAGCUAUUAUGGGCCGAUAUAAGCAUUGA